AUGAAUCCUGGUGGUCAGGGCGAAUUGCCCGGUGGCGCAGCUGCCAUUGAAGAAAACAUUGAGGAGAAGGAAAGAUCACAACUGGGCAUUGUCACAGACCAGCAAACGGACACUGUGCCACUCUCUGAGAAGAGCCCUGCCUCCCCAGUCAGUCCUUCUACGCCCAUCUCUGGCAACUUUAAGUCUCCCCCUACUGCUGUCUCGCCUAAGACGCCUACGUCGCAGUCCUCCGACUCGGAUACUCGUCCCGACCUUACAAAGUUCGACUCGAAGAUUGUUCAGGUUCGAGAUGUACCAGAGGGCGAUGCGGCGUUGGCCCACUUACCAGAGCAUGAGAGGGCGGUCCUGAAAAAGCAGUUGGAUGUCCCAGACGUGAAAGUCUCCUACUGGACGCUAUACCGGUACGCGACCAAGUGGGACAAGGUCUUCAUUGUCAUAGCAUGCCUCUGUGCAAUCGGCGCCGGUGCCGUCAUGCCUCUGAUGACAGUCGUCUUUGGAAAUCUCAGUGGUACAUUCCAGGGUCUGGUGCUGGGGAAUCUCUCAUCAAGUUUCAACUCCAUCCUCACACGAUAUGUUCUCUACUUUAUUUACCUGGCUAUUGGAGAGUUCUGUCUGGUAUAUAUUUCAACCGUUCUCUUCAUCUACACUGGCGAGCACAUUACUUCCAAAGUCCGAGAGCAAUAUCUUAGGGCAAUUUUGCGACAGAACAUCGGAUUUUUCGACAAAUUGGGGGCUGGAGAGGUCACAACGCGUAUCACUGCCGAUACAAACCUUAUCCAGGAGGCCAUCAGUGAGAAGGUCGGGUUAACCCUCACGGGUGUCGCCACAUUCUUCUCGGCAUUCGUUAUCGGUUUCGUCAAGUUCUGGAAACUCACAUUGAUUUGCACCUCCACCGUAUUUGCUAUUAUCCUAGUCAUGGGCUCCGGAGGCAAAAAGAUGGCUGGAUGGAACAAACAGGCAUUAAGUUCAUACGCAACGGGAGGCUCGGUGGCGGAAGAAGUCCUGGCCUCGAUAAGAAACGCAGUCGCCUUCGGUACCCAGGAUAAGCUCGCGAAGCAGUACAACGUCCACCUCCUGGAGGCUCGACGGUGGGGAAUACGAAGCAAGAGCGCUCUGGCCUGCAUGAUAGGAGGCAUGUUGUGUCUCCUUUUCUUGAAUUACGGCCUCGCAUUUUGGAUGGGUUCGCGAUUUCUGGUCGAUGGCGAGACCACUCUUGCUCAUAUCUUGACCAUUAUCUUUGCCGUCAUGAUCGGUGCGUUCUCUUUCGGCAAUGUUGGGCCUCAUAUGCAACAUUUUGCUGCUGGUGUUGGUGCAGCCUCGAAGAUCUACUCGACUAUCGACCGAGUGUCCUCAAUAGAUCCCCUCUCUGAUGAUGGCAAAAGACUGGAUCAGGUUGAGGGAACUCUCGAAUUGCGAAAUGUCAAGCAUAUCUACCCUUCACGAGCCGAAGUUGUGGUCAUGGAAGACGUCAGUCUGGUCAUACCCGCAGGCAAGACAACCGCGCUUGUCGGAGCUUCUGGGUCGGGUAAGUCGACUAUUGUCGGCUUGGUAGAGCGGUUCUACGAUCCAGUGGGCGGUGUGGUCCUCCUUGACGGCCACGACAUCAGCACACUCAACGUUCAUUGGCUUCGACAGCAAAUUGCCCUCGUCCAACAAGAGCCGAUUCUCUUUAGCCAGACCAUCAAAGAAAAUAUCAGAAAUGGUCUCGUCGGUUCCAAGUAUGAGAACGAGUCAGAAGAACAGCAAAUGCAACGUAUAGUUGAUGCCGCAAAACAAGCAAACGCACACGACUUCAUUUCUUCACUUCCUGAAGGCUAUGAAACGCACGUCGGCGAGCGCGGAUUUCUACUGUCUGGCGGUCAAAAGCAACGUGUCGCCAUCGCCAGAGCCAUCGUCAGCGACCCCAAGAUCUUACUACUGGACGAGGCUACAAGUGCCUUGGACACAAAAAGUGAAGUUUCGGUGCAACACGCGCUAGACGCUGCAGCGAAAGGCAGAACUACUAUUAUAAUUGCUCAUCGGUUGUCAACCAUCAAAACUGCUGACAACAUUGUGGUCAUGCAAGAAGGUCGGAUUGUGGAGCAAGGCACCCAUGACGAGCUACUGGAACGAAAACAGGCUUACUUCAACUUGGUCUCUGCUCAGCGCAUCGGCAGUAAGGAGGACGAGACGUCUGAGCAGGAGACCGGGGCCAGUGAAGCAGAACUUACCAAGAUGCAGUCCACCAAAUCUAGUAGUGCCGGCAUGGUAGAUCCUGACGACGAGAAGCUUGCAUUGGGCCGGACGAGAAGUGGGAAAUCCGUGUCCUCUAACGUCCUCGCAGAGAAGAAGGCGGAGAAGGAAGCUCAUUAUUCUCUCUGGACUCUCAUAAUGUUCAUUGCACGCUUCAACAAGAAAGAAUGGUGGAUUAUGUGUAUCGGGUUCGUCUUCACGGCUAUUGCAGGAGCCGCCCAGCCGGUUCAAGGAGUUUUUUUCGCCAAAUGUAUCGUGGCACUGUCCCAGCCGUUGACUCUCCGACAUCGGAUUCGACACGAAGUCGACUUCUGGUCGUUGAUGUAUCUGAUGCUAGCAUUCGUGGAUCUGAUCGCGAUGUGCAUACAAGGCAUCGCCUUCGCCUACUGCAGUGAGAGCUUGAUUCAGCGCGCACGAGACGGUGCAUUCAGAAGAUUCUUGAGGCAAGACAUUGCCUUUUUCGACGAGGACGAAAACUCCACAGGCGCCCUUACGUCUUUCUUGUCGACGGAGACAACCCAUCUUGCGUCUAUCUCUGGGGCGACACUGGGGACCCUCAUAAGCUGUUCAUCCACUUUGGUUGUUGCGAUUGUGGUGGCGCUCGCGAUCGGCUGGAAGUUAGCACUUGUAUGCAUGUGCGCUUUGCCCGUCAUCCUCGGGACGGGAUUCCUCAGAUUCUGGGUCCUCGCCAAGUUCAGCGCUGCAAACCGGAAACAUUACGAAAAGUCUGCCGGAUAUGCUUGCGAACACACCAAUGCCAUCCGAACAGUUUCAUCUUUGACGACCGAGCGAGAGAUCUAUAACGAGUACAAGCGCCAGCUUCGAGCUCAGCUACGCGACUCUCUCAAAUCGAACCUGAAGCACGCCUCCCUGUACGCCGCAUCGCAGUCCGCCAUGUUUUUGGCAUUUGCACUCGGCUUCUGGUACGGAGGCAAACUUUUGGUCCGAGGCGAGUACACUUUGUUUCAAUUCUUCAUUGUCUUUUCAGAAAUCAUCUUCGGUGCACAAUCAGCAGGCACCGUUUUCUCGUUUGCUGGGGACAUGUCCAAGGCGAAAAAUUCAGCUGCUGAAUUGAAGAAGCUCUACGAUCGUCAGCCUUCCAUUGACCCGUGGUCAGAAGACGGCGCACCAAUCACUGAAGUUGAUGGAACCAUUGAAUUCCGAGAUGUGCAUUUCCGAUAUCCCACGCGACCAGAGGUUCCCGUACUGCGAGGCCUCAACUUGACCGUCAAACCUGGACAGUAUAUUGCUCUUGUUGGCGCGUCCGGAUGUGGCAAAUCGACAACUAUCGCACUGUUGGAGCGUUUCUAUGACCCGCUCGCAGGCGGCAUUUAUGUCGACGGCAAAGAAAUUUCAAGCCUCAACCUUAAUGACUACCGCUCCCAUCUUGCUCUGGUAUCCCAAGAGCCAACACUAUACCAAGGCACCAUAAAGGACAACGUCCUCCUCGGAGUUGACAGAGGAGAAAUAAGCGAUGAGCAGAUCAUCCGAGCCUGCAAGGACGCGAAUAUUUAUGAAUUUAUCAUGUCUUUACCGGAUGGCUUCGCCACUGACGUCGGCAGCAAAGCAGCCUUGCUCUCUGGCGGCCAGAAACAGCGCAUUGCUAUUGCUCGUGCCUUGCUCCGGGACCCUAAGAUUUUGCUAUUGGACGAGGCCACAAGCGCUCUUGACAGUUCCAGUGAGAAGGUCGUGCAAGCAGCUCUGGACUUUGCUGCUAAGGGCAGGACCACCAUAGCGGUGGCACACAGAUUGAGCACGAUUCAGAAGGCGGAUAUCAUUUACGUAUUCGACAAAGGUGUCAUCGCAGAAAAAGGCACCCACCAUGAACUGAUGGCUUUGAGGGGAAAGUAUAGAGAGUUGGUGAGUCUACAGAGUCUAGAAAAGCAGCGGUGA
Fonsecaea multimorphosa CBS 102226 is the source of this 4125-nucleotide messenger RNA. RefSeq lists its product as uncharacterized. Gene Ontology annotation, molecular function: ATP hydrolysis activity; ATP binding; ABC-type transporter activity. The coding region runs from base 1 to 4125 and encodes 1374 amino acids. Gene Ontology annotation, biological process: transmembrane transport. Lineage: Eukaryota; Fungi; Ascomycota; Eurotiomycetes; Chaetothyriales; Herpotrichiellaceae. Gene Ontology annotation, cellular component: membrane. The record is from RefSeq and is a predicted model, not a curated record. The transcript is spliced from 2 exons.